AUGCGGGCGGCAGAGUUUGGGAUCAGCUGGAUCCUGUGCAUAGCCAUGCAGACCCUGGCGUCCGCCAGUCAAGUCGAAAGAACAUUGGAGGACCAGGAGUCGCAGCUGGAGGAGGAGCAACUACGACUUGUACUGUUAAAGAUUGUGGUGUACAGUAUGCUUAAUUCACUGAUUAAUACUGUCUGUCAAUUACUUACAGAUCCAGUGGUUCUGUGGAAGUUCCCAGAGGACUUUGGAGACCAGGAAGUGCUGCAGACUGUGCCAAAGUUCUGCUUUCCUUUUGAUGUUGAAAGGGUUUCACAGGGCCAAGUGGGACAGCACUUUACCUUCGUGCUUACAGACAUCGAAAGUAAACAGAGGUUUGGUUUCUGUCGAUUAACAUCAGGAUGUAAGGUCUGCCUCUGUAUCCUCAGUUAUUUGCCUUGGUUUGAAGUGUACUACAAGCUUUUGAAUACCUUGGGUGAUCUUCUAAUGAAGGAACAGGAAAAUGACUUGAAUGAUGUUUUAAAAGCUCUGUACAAGCAUCCUCUACCAAAGCCAAACACUCCUGUUAAUCUUAGUCCGAACACGUACUUCAUUACCCCAGAUACAAGUGGACUGCCUACAAUACCUGAAAGUAGAAAUCUGACUGAAUAUUUUGUCGCAGUGGAUGUCAACAACAUGUUACAACUGUAUGCCAGUAUGCUGCACGAGCGACGCAUUAUUGUUACCUCCAGUAAGCUUAGCACUUUAACUGCUUGUGUUCAUGCCUCAGCUGCCAUGCUUUAUCCGAUGUUUUGGCAGCAUAUUUACAUCCCAGUGCUCCCUCCCCACCUGCUGGACUAUUGCUGUGCCCCAAUGCCCUAUGUGGUUGGAGUUCACUUGAGCUUAAUGGAUAAAGUGAAGAACAAAGCUCUGGAAGAUGUGAUUAUCCUCAAUGUAGAUACAAACACACUGGAAACACCAUUUGAUGACCUGCACAGCCUACCCAAUGAAGUCAUCUCAUCCCUGAAAAAUAAGCUGAAGAAACAGUCUACAGCUACAGGAGAUGGAGUAGCCAGGGCUUUUCUCAAGGCACAGGCGGCUCUGUUUGGCUCCUACAGGGAUUCACUUCGAUAUAAACCUGGAGAACCCAUCACAUUUUGUGAAGAGAGCUACAUUGCCCAUCGUUCCAACACGAUAAAACAUUUCCUUCAAAAUGCUGUUCAGCUUCAGCUCUUCAAACAGUUUAUUGAUGGUAGGUUGGAAAAGUUAAACACAGGAAGAGGAUUUUCAGAUCUUUUCGAAGAGGAGAUAACUGCUGGAGGCUACAGUGGAGGAAGUUCAAAAUCAUAUCAACAGUGGAUGCAAACAGUCAAGAAAGGAGGAGCCCUUAUAAAUACUGUGAUGACCAAAGCAAAUCCCGCCAUGAAAACAGUGUACAAAUUUGCUAAGAACCAUGCGAAGCUGGGAAUCAAAGAAGUGAAGAGCAUGUUAAAACAGAAGGAAACAAAUGAGGAAGAAGAUGACUCACUUUGCAGUGAUGGUCUAUCUCCGAAUUUGCAAAGGAGAUCAAACUCUGACCAGUUACAGAAUCGAUUCCCAGCCACAAAACGCAAAAACAAGGUUCGCCCUCAACAUUCGCAUGCUGGUAAUCAUGUAGAAGAUGACGAGACUGACAGAGCAAGCAAGGUAUCUUCAGAAGACAGUGGAGAAGUAUCUGCAUAUAUUGAUGAUAGUGAUGAUUCUGAACAGAUGGAUCUCGAGUCACAAUAUCCAGCCCAAAUGGAUCUACUCGGAGAAAUUUUAGAUACCCUCAGUACAACCAGCUCAGAACAAGGGAAGCUAUACGCUGCAAAGAGCCUAGAUUUCUUCAAAUCGAUGGAUGAUAUCAAUUAUAAAGCUGGGAACAAAUCCAAUACUCCCAGUGAGGGAAAUCUGGCAGAACUUGGUUUAAAGGAUGCAAGUCAUUUGGACUGGCACUUAGGACAAGAUGACACUGUGGUUCAUAGAAAGCCUCUUCCCCCAUCACCAAGAAAACCACCUUGUUUUGCUCAAAGUCCAGUCACACUUGAAAAGAAAGCUUGUAAAAAUUCCUGUGUUUUUGCUGAAGAUUUUACAGACAUUACAAAAACUCUUGUAGACUCAUCAUUGUCCUCAACUUCAACAGCAACAGUUGCUUGUGGUAUAGAAUCCAACAAGGAAGGGAAAAUAUCACCUAAAGUAAAGGAACAAAAACAAACACUAACCAGUGCAGACAGUACUUCUGAGCAACAAUGUCCGGAAGUAAAACCAAGAUACCCAUCAGUUCUGAUUCCUUGGGAGAAAGAAGAUUCUCUAAUCAAAUCAAAAGGUGACUCAAAUGAAAUAGAUCUACUGAAAGAAAUUGACUGUUUGUGUUCUAGUUUUGAAACAGGUCAACCCAUCUCCAGUGCUAGUUCUUCCACUGCCAACAGUGAAAGCAAAGUGUAGUGAAAGUGCACUAGCUGAAGUCGUUUUUCAUAAAUUUUAAGUGGAAUACAAAAGAUUGACUGUUCUACUGUAGGGAUGGAGUUACUAAAAUGUUUGAGUUUAAAAAUAAAAAGGUGAAACCGCACUGCUUUGCUGAUAAUAGACCAAUGCAAAUUGUCUUAACAAUUUAAACUGCUCGUGCCGCAGGGCAAAAAGUGAUUGCUAAUUCAGAUCAGCUAUAGCCAUUUGGAUUAAAUGUUUGACCGGAAAAUGUAUUAGCAUAGAAGUGCAGUAGUAUCAUCUAUGCAAUGUAUCAAAAACAUUGUUGGGGGACUGGGUUAGUACACUGGCUUUUUAUUUCUGAGACAUUAGUUUCAAUCCAGCCCACCUGGAUUAGAUCCAAGUUUCUUCCAUCCGUUGAGUGUAAAACUUCUACGUGAAAUGCUCUUGGGUUGCCUCAGCACAAUUCCUUGUCGUUGUUUGUGAGCUCCAAAAGUCUAAAUUGCGAAACAUUGGGCUCAAAAAGGCAAUCUCACUCUUAGAGGCCAAGGGAAAUGAAAACUCCAAAAGUACUGGAAGUGUUCUUUUUAGUUUGUGGUUUAUGGACAUUGUUGGGACACAGUGGAAAGAGCUUUGCUGUGCAUCCAACAAACCCAAUUUGGAUCUGUUUGAUGCUGACACUGAAGGUCUUAAAUAAUGGUAUUCAUUUCCCAGAACUUGCGUCCCUCAUCUUGAUGGUCACAGAAUUCACCAACAAAAGUUGCAAUGAAAGUUGUGUUCAAAUGCCAAAAGAAUAUGUGUUUUGAGAAAACAUUUUUGUAAUAUGUAUAUUGCAUUACCAUGGUAGGGUUGGUCACUAUUAAAUUAGGCUAACAAAGUAAAUCAGUAUGGUUCACACUGUUUCUUGCUAUUAGAUUAUAAUGCAUGCUCAUUACAUGCUUGUACAGUAAAGAAUGAAUGCAAGUUAGCUUGUGGAUUGUACCUGUUAGAAGCACUUGAAAUGGGGGUUAUAAAUGACUAUCAUUCAUUUCCUUAUUUCAAUCCGUCCUCUUCUUAUUCCUCUUUUCUCCUCAGCGCAAAAAAUAUCUGGAAACUGAAUCCUCUUAAUCAUUUGAACACAGAUGUAUAUGAUUCACAAAUAUUUAUAAAUAUAGAGAAAACUAAAGCCAAAUGAUCAAGAGCAUUCAGUUAUCAUAAGGUUGCUGCCUUAAAAAUAUAAACUCAAAGUCCUCCAAAAUCAUCAUAAGUUCUUCCUAAAGAAGAUAAUUAGUGCUAUUUAAUAAGAUAUUUAGUGCUUGGGCAUGAUUGCAAACCCAAAAAUGCUUGAAAUCAAAUCAUUAAGCAAUAAGUAUCAGAAAUGGAGAUGUAAACUGGUUCCUAAAGGAGAAAGGACAUUUCUUAUGGAGAUAAUGCAUUUUAUUUAAUCAACAAUCUGUUGGAACCAGUGAUGAUUUAAUAAAUCCAUGUCUUCCAAAAUAAAUUGAACAAUUUUUUCCUCCAAAGCCAUUAAAGAUGGUUCAUGUGAACCUUUUUUUGCGCAACACUUUGGUCAUUGAAGCAAUUUUGAAACUUGACCAACUUUAUCAUUGUCCUCACAUAGGAAUUCCGGGCUACAGUCAAUGUCUUAUAUACUCUUGGUUGAUGUAAAUGUUUUGUAUUGAACAAAUGUUCAACAUGCUGUAACUGUUAUUUGUGAACGGUUGUGUUUAGAAUAUAGCUAACAUGCCUUUUGUGUCAUGUAAAUAACAAUUAACACUGGGAUGGAUAUAAGGGAUUAAAAACCACAUGCUUUUGGUACUCCUAUUUGAAUAUGGUACCUUAAUGUAUGUAAAGAAGAGGAUAAAUGAAUUUUAGAACCGAUAACAUCUUUACAAGCCAGAUAGUUCCAGUAACCAGUGCUACACUAAAUUUAGUAUUUUUUAUAUUCAGAUAACAUCGCGAUAAUUUAAUGAUAGUUUUUUUUUUAAAAAGUCUUGCACUCUUUUUGUGGUACUGAGGCAUGCAGUAUAUUUUUGAUCUUCAUCUACCCUGAUUUUUUUUCUGCUGUUAACUUAAUUGGUUAUUAAUGAACUCCAUUAUAUAUAUAUAUAUAUAAUGUGAAGCAAAUGUUUCUAAUUGGUUUUGAACUUUAACAUACCUGAUAUUGCUGGGCUGUGAAGGCUGGAACAUGUGCCUUAAAGGAAACAAAGUUAUGUUGGUACUGAUUUUUAUUUUCGUAACUGGAACACGACACAGUACGUGUAAUGUAUGUAAAUAGGUGACAUGCACUGUCAUUGUUAGACUGUACUAUAUAUCAAAACAUAAAAUAGCACAGGAAUUUUAUUUGAUAUGCUAAUUAAUCACUUCCCAAAAAUUCUGAUUGAUCUAAGUGGUUCUUUUAAUAAUGAAUGAUUAAAUCAGGCUAGCUGAUUAUUCUACCUUUUGUUCAAGUACCAGAAUUUUUGUCUUUGGUUCAGAGAUUCUAAAAACAAAAUUGAAACGCAGCCUUGGAUGGUACCCAGAGUGGAUAUUAUCAUCUUUCAAAUGAUCUGUGCAAUAUGAAUUUCAAUUUACAAUUUAAUUGUUUCCAGGUUUUGCUGUUAAGCUUUUGCACCUUGUUUUUCUAAAAACCUUAAACCUCAUUUGUAUUAGAAUAGUUUAGAAUAAGUUAAGCUCCAGCAAUGAAACUUGCGGCAUUUUGACUACCAGUGAAAGCAAUGAAGUGAAGAGAUCAUUCUUUGUGCGAUUAUGAAUAACGAUUCAUGUAAAAUAGUAGUAAUCUAUGAAUAUUAGUGUUUUCCAGUGUUGCCAUAAUGCAUAUUUUAUUUAAUCCAUCAUAAAUUCACCAUAUUCUUGCAACUGCUUUCAAAUGUAGUUGAUGUUACUUGCAUACCAGAAGGUGGAUUUUGUAGGUUCAUGAAUGCAUUGUGUUGGUAGUCUCUAUCUUAAGCUAAGAGUGUUCCAUUUAAAGUGUUUUUAAAAAUAUGUUGCCCAUUCUUGUUCCAUUACUAUUUCUAUUAUGGUCCAUUAUUUUAAAUGAAUCAUUCACUUGUGGGUAAAAAUUCUGCUCAGUGAUUCACGCAUUCCACUUUUAUCGAUAUGCGACUAAUAGGAAACUCCCAUUGAAGGCUGACAUCAAUCCGAAGGCUAUGCACAAGACUGUGAAUGGAAUUUUUACUCCAAGUCUACACUCAGAAUCAUCACUUUGCAGAAUUUUUUUUUUACAAGUGUUUACCUAAUUGUUUAAACAUGUUUUUAAUAUUCAAUCAUUCAUUGAAUAAUAGAAUCUAUGAAGUUGUCAUCUUAUUUGUUUUCCUUUAUGCUGUCCUGAACUGUCCUAAUUUUGUAAACAACAGUGUACUAAAUGCCUCGCCUCUUAAUGUAGUAUCCCAAUGAAAUCACAUUUUUACAACAAAAACGCUUCAGGAUUUCUAACAAUAAAAUGUUUUAAAUAUUAUUUGGCCUUUGAAGCUGAACAUUAAAUUGUCCUUAAUGAUCCAAAUCUCUAUAAAGCCCUCUGCCAAUUUUUAUUUCCAGUAUUUUCUGUGGAAGCUCUGUAGUAGAGACCUUUCAUCUUUAUGAAAGUUAACACAAUACAAUUUUACGUGAUGCCUUAUUCUGAUUAUUCUACUCCAUUCAAAUAUUACACCAACAUCUGGAUUGCAGAGGCCUGACUUUAAUUGACCAUGGAAAUUCGCUGAGAUGACUGUGUUUUCAUACAUCGCUAACCAGAUUUUGGCAUUUCUGACUGUUCAAAUUUUAAAUGGAGCUUUUGGUAUGGUUGUGUGAAUAUCCCCAAUAUUCAGAAGAUCUGAAUUUGACAUGAAAUAAGUGAGCAUUUUGCCACAGCGAAUAUAGGCUGUUAAUCAAAUUUGGAUUAUUGAUCUUUUUGGUUAAUGUAUUCUUAUUGAGGGUUGUCCAAGCUGCUGUAUAAUACGACGAGAAACUGUACAACAUUGACUGAAGAAAAUAUUCUUCAGACUUUGCAGAGCUGUGCUUUGCCUUUGCCAAACAAUAAAAUUUCAAUUUUAUGUUG
Messenger RNA from Callorhinchus milii (elephant shark), 6424 nucleotides. RefSeq names its product DENN/MADD domain containing 1B (gene dennd1b). Gene Ontology annotation, cellular component: intracellular membrane-bounded organelle; nuclear speck; cytosol. Bases 1 to 2430 code for a protein of 809 amino acids. Lineage: Eukaryota; Metazoa; Chordata; Chondrichthyes; Chimaeriformes; Callorhinchidae. Gene Ontology annotation, biological process: endocytic recycling; endocytosis. The record is from RefSeq and is a predicted model, not a curated record. Gene Ontology annotation, molecular function: phosphatidylinositol phosphate binding; guanyl-nucleotide exchange factor activity. The transcript has 22 exons.